Molecule: messenger RNA, 988 nt
Organism: Cololabis saira (Pacific saury)
Lineage: Eukaryota; Metazoa; Chordata; Actinopteri; Beloniformes; Belonidae
Product: proteasome subunit alpha type-6
Exons: 7
Coding region: 88-828 (246 amino acids)
Biological process (GO): ubiquitin-dependent protein catabolic process
Cellular component (GO): nucleus; proteasome core complex, alpha-subunit complex; proteasome core complex
Source: RefSeq, a predicted model, not a curated record
GGUGAAAACAUUGUCCGUGGAGUGAAAUCAGCUUCAAAUUCAUUUCAUCCCGGCGAACUUUCUCUCGGUCCAAUCUAACUUCGCACAAUGUCCCGAGGCUCGAGCGCCGGGUUCGACCGACACAUUACCAUCUUCUCCCCCGAGGGCCGGCUCUAUCAAGUCGAAUAUGCUUUUAAGGCUAUAAAUCAAGGUGGGCUCACAUCAGUAGCUGUUCGGGGGAAGGACUGUGCAGUUGUUGUAACACAAAAAAAAGUACCGGACAAGCUUCUGGAUGCUUCCACAGUAACCCACCUCUUCAGAAUAACAGACAAUAUUGGAUGCGUAAUGUCUGGGAUGACAGCUGACAGUCGGUCUCAAGUCCAGCGAGCUCGCUACGAGGCGGCCAACUGGCAGUACAAGUACGGUUAUGAGAUCCCGGUGGACAUGUUGUGCAAGAGAAUUGCUGACAUCUCACAAGUCUACACGCAGAACGCUGAGAUGCGACCACUGGGCUGCUGUAUGAUCGUGAUCGGCGUAGACGAGGAGUACGGCCCCCAGGUGUACAAAUGCGACCCGGCCGGCUACUACUGCGGCUUCAAGGCCACCGCCGCCGGCGUGAAGCAGACGGAAGCCACCAGCUUCCUGGAGAAGAAAGUGAAAAAGAAACUGGACUGGACCUUUGAACAAACUAUCGAGACGGCAAUCUCUUGUUUGUCAACUGUGCUCUCCAUUGACUUCAAGCCCUCUGAGCUGGAGGUGGGCGUUGUCACAACACAAGACCCCAAGUUCAGGAUCCUGACAGAGACCGACGUAGAUGUCCACCUCAUGGCUCUGGCAGAGCGGGACUGAGCAAGCAGACCCAUCACCCGCUGGAUGGACUUAGAGCAUGAUGGGAAAUGCAGUUCCCAGAUGGAGGCUGGUGUUAUCUUUGUUUGCUGUACAUUUAUCCCCCCUCCCCCACCACUGUUUAAUUCAACAAUUAAAAAAAUAAAAGUUUUUGGAGUAAAAA